Molecule: messenger RNA, 3548 nt
Organism: Cydia splendana
Lineage: Eukaryota; Metazoa; Arthropoda; Insecta; Lepidoptera; Tortricidae
Exons: 6
Coding region: 232-3210 (992 amino acids)
Source: RefSeq, a predicted model, not a curated record
UUUAAUGCAAAAUAUUUUGGAUGUUUCCUUUCCUUUUCUAUUUGCCUCUGUUGCAUUUUCUAUUGCAUUGUAAAUGUGAAAAAAUACAGUCUUAUUUGUUAAUUAUCACUACGAUAGUACGAUAUGAAAGCAAACCUAAACAAUAAGAAUAUUGUUGUUAGUGAGAGUAAAAUAAUAUACGAUAUUCCUGAUUAAUAACACUGAAAUAGAAACCUGUGAACUAUACCAAGAAUGGCACCGAAAAAGAAAACUGAAAGUUCAUCAUUUUUACUGAAAACACCAAAAGAAAAAAUAUCGAAAGCUAAACCACUCAAACCAAAGAACAUUAUAAAAGUAAAAAUUCCUGCUAAAAAUAUUAAAAAUGCCAUUGGUGAGAAGAUCUUGGAACAAAAAAGUCCUGCAGAACUUGAACUGAAAAAGAUGCUGACCAUGAACCCACAGAAUGAUGUGAAGAUUGACAGAAUGAAUGAAGUGGCUCUAGCACAAUUAGUUAAAGAUUGCCCUGUGGCAGUCACUGAGAGUGCCCCAGCCCCUGUGGCUAAGAAAAGAGGCAGGAAAAAGAAGAUACUGGAUCCAGCUCCAAAGCGAAAGGCUUCCAAAAAAAUUCAACCAUCCAUAAGUCCGCCUCCAAAAAGACAACAAAGAGGCAGGCCGCGGAAGCAAGGUAAGCCUGUGGACGACGACUCCACCAUAACCUCCCCUUCUAUCCUGAGCUACAGUCAAAAAGAAGUCAAAACACCUAUCAAGGACACACAGAAUACGGUCGCUAAAUUCCCUGUAGUCCCCAACACCACAGAAAACAAUAACGACUCCAGAAGAACAUCUAUCACAAGUGCACCAGCGUCGGAUUUGUCUUGGACCAAAGAUAUAUCCGGAUCCAGUACCACAACUUGCAUCACCGUCACCUCCAACGACUUUGUGCGUAUAGACGGAAAACUGCCAGAACUCAAAAUAACUAAGCUAAAGAAAAGCCAAAUAGUCAAUAAAAAAUCAGAAGAAUCUGUCACCCAGAUGGAACAGGAGCGUUUCCUUUCAAAAGACAGCAACAUCAGCUCUUUUAAUUCGUCUACUAAGUUAAAGAAUAGCCUAAUAGAAGAUAAAUUAGAAGAACCCCUUACCGAGAAGAUAUUAGAACCAGAGCAUUCCCUUUCAGAAGACAGCAGCAGCAGCAGCAGCUCUUCUAGUUCUUCUUCUAGUUCCUCCCAAAGCGAUAAUACUGCGAUAGAAAACGGCUUAAAUUUAAGCACAUCAUCAAUUACGGCUCCUCCGUACAGCCCGAUUUAUACACCACGCAAUCAAAGCUUCGAUAAAACCAAGCAGGACGAAGUCGCUUCAAUACUAGAAAUGCUUGCACCCAAAUUGAAAUCCCUGGACUUGGAGUUUCCUGAUAUCGCGAAUGAGGACGAAGACUGCGACAUGAGUCCCUUCGAGGAGAAGGUUUCUAAGUAUUUAGAGGAGGAGUACAAUACUAUAUUAGAAUGUAGUCAUCUAAACCGAAUUUUAUCGGAAAGUUAUCUGCCAAAUACUACUGUUGUCGAAACCGAACAGAAACAUAGCGGAGAACCAGACUUCGCUACGUCUAACCAUACUGCGAUCUCCGAUAAAACUGCUUGUGAUAAUAUUAACGAUACACCAAGCAAUAUUACGCGGCAACGGGACACUUACAAUUACGAUUCUGACAUUUCUGACGAUGACGUGCUGCAACUUUACGCCACCGAUAACGACCUUGAUUCUACCAGGAUGGGUAGCUCGGCUUCCAUCUUCGAGGAGUACGUGCCCCGACCCCUUAUCCAGAGGUCCCACACCGCCGUGAGCUACCAACCUUCAAAAAUAGACGAGCCAGAAACCGCAAGUGCGAAAAAACCCGUAUGCGAAAAACAAAACGCUGAUUCUACUUCCAUCCACAAGGAACCAGAACUGGAUAAUGCUUCGAAUGAAACGCCUGCGACAAUAAAUGGAACUGGCCUGCUUCAGAAAUCCACAAAUAAGUCAACGGCAGAAAAUAAAAGACCACCGCUGACUAUCUCAUGUUACCCGUUCCCUUCUCGCUCUAGAAGCGCUGUACUAAAUGGAGUCUGCUUCUUCAAUCUGAUCUCAAUGUGUAACAAACAAGAUAUGUAUCACCUAAAGUCUUUCCCUCACUGUUUCAUUGAAGAAAACGUUUUUAGGAUGCGAAUUUCCCAACUUAGCGAAAUACAGUUCAUUCAAGAGUAUAAUCAUAUUGCGAGGUGGACAAUAUUGAGAAAGAAAUACGUCAAAUGUUUCAUCGACGAGUGCCAAAGACGAGAGUUGCGUAAAAUCCUAGUCGAAAUAGUUAUAGAUUUUCUUUCCAGAACCCCUCCCAAUACAGUAGAAGAUGAAGAUCUCAGAGUUCGAGUAAUUGAACACGCUUUGAUACACGUUAACAAUUGGGAAUUGACAGUUUGUGAACAGUUGCUCGAAUAUAAUGUGGGAGAUGAAGCCCUGUGUGAUGUGUUCAUGAAAAUAAUAGCAUAUACACAAAAUUUUUCACGGUUCAAGAAAGUCUUCGUAAAUCUGACAGAUUUCAUGGUUCGCGCUAAUCGGACGUUUGAUUAUGGUGUUGCAUGUCAUAUCCUCGAGAGAGUGUGCAUUCUGCCCUUUGAAGCCCCAUUGGCAAUGGGUCUGAUAUCGAUUAUAGGAAAUACUGAUAGGGAGAUCUUCAAGAACAGUAUGACGAAUAGGUUCGAGUUGUCAUUGGAGACAUGUAAUAAUGAGUUAUAUAAUUGGUAUUUGUCAAUCAAGACGGAGGGUGUAUCAAGUGUGGGGUUGAGGCCAGCCAGUGAGCCUGGGGCGUCAUUGCCGCCUUCUUUGCCAUCCCCAUGUGGCAGUCGGGAGCUGGAGCCGCUGAUUUUCAACCCAAGUAGCUCACAGGACUUUGAGCAGAGAUACACCUCUCCGGACACUACGAAUGUGGAUAAUGUGAACAAACUCGUCACGGAGCCAACUAUUAUACGGACUCUAAAUCACCUGAGUGGGAGACCUCCCAAAAUGUGCAUGCCGAGGCCCCCGCCCCCGCGGCCGCCGCCGCCGCGCCCGCGGGGCCCGUACCGCAAGUGGAAUGAGAGGAGUAUCAUGUCGCAAAUUCCAAGAAUGCCUUAUAUGAGGCCGCCGAGGCCUAUGAAGAGGCCUCUGUCCCGACCAGAACGGCCACCGUCUAAAUUCCAACGAAGAUACGGGCCGGAUUUUUAAAUUUAACUAAUAGUUUUCUAAGAGGUAAACUUUCUAAGGUCAGUAAGUUUAAAUCGUUACUUUAUUAUAAAAUAUAAGUUGUGUAAGUAGUAGUUUUUUGAAUUGUUGGACCUGAUUAAAGCAUAUUUUAUUAGUUCACUUGUAUAAAAUGUUUUAUGUACGAGUGCGAGUAAGACUCGUGGACUCGUUGUUAAGGAUACCUACUAUAAAAUUAAUGUUACCGUACAUACUAUUGACAUUGGUUAUAUUCAUAAUUUGACUUGCUGGCAAAAACUUACCCGCUUAUUCAUAAACAAACUGCAAGCCCCAAUUAGUUAUUAUAUAUUUUUAUCCCUUUC